AUGGAAGCUCUGACAAGGCUAGAACUUACCCAGCUCUGCCUCUCUUUGUUUCCCCUGCUUCUCACAGAGCACUUUAUCAAGACAUUGCAAGAAUACCACGUGGUGGAACCAUCAAGAGUAGAUGCGAGCGGGCGUUUUCUCUCUUUUAACUUGCAUCAUGACAUCUCAAACACAAGGAAGAGGAGAGACCUCAGCAAAAAGGAAAAUGUGGUGUAUUAUAAAAUCAACCAUGAGGAGAAGGACCUGUUUUUUAACUUGACUGUCCACACGGGAUUUCUUUCCCAUAACUACGUUGUAGAGAGGAGACGUGGCGACUACGCUAGCGCGAAGAUCGCAUCUGGCUCGCGAGCUCCUUGCCACUUCAUUGGCACAGCGUGGCAGGCAGGCCUGGGGAGCGGCACGGCCGCAAUCAGCACUUGCAACGGCCUGACUGGAUAUUUCCAUCUACCCCAUGGGGAUUACUUCAUUGAACCCAUUAAAAAGCAUCUGCAGAAAGAGGGAACACCCCAUCCCCAUAUUAUCUAUGGGGCAAAUAUCCUUCAAAGUACCUUAAGGAGAAGACGGGCAGUUCCUAUGGAGAAAGAACAAGCAUGUGGAUUGAAUGAUACCAUCAGCUUUUUCCAAAACCAAGAGCAUCAGAGGGAAAGAUGGGAACGAAAUCACGCAGCUGUCCGGAAAGUUUCUCGGCGCUCUGUCAGCAAGGAGCGAUGGGUGGAGACCCUUGUGGUUGCUGACAGCAAGAUGGUUGAAUAUCAUGGAAGUGACCAUGUGGAAUCGUAUAUCCUCACUAUCAUGAACAUGGUCACGGGACUGUUCCAUGAUCCGAGUAUUGGCAAUGCCAUUCACGUUGUGCUCGUACGGCUCAUCCUCUUUGAGGAGGAGGAGCAAGGCUUGAAGAUAGUUCACCAUGCUGAUAAAACAUUAGCCAGCUUCUGCAAAUGGCAAAAGAGCGUCAACCCCAAGAGCGACGUCAACCCUGUGCACCAUGAUGUGGCUGUCCUCCUAACCAGAAAGGAUAUUUGUGCCAGCAUGAACCGUCCGUGUGAAACCUUAGGUUUGUCUCAUCUCUCGGGCAUGUGUCAGCCUCACAGAAGCUGCAACAUCAAUGAAGAUUCGGGGCUUCCGCUGGCAUUCACUAUUGCCCAUGAACUUGGACACAGCUUUGGUAUCCAACACGAUGGAAAAGAGAAUGAUUGUGAGCCUGUUGGAAAGCGUCCGUAUAUUAUGUCCCGGCAAUUGCAGUAUGAUCCCACUCCCCUCACCUGGUCUCAGUGCAGCAAGGAAUACAUCACACGCUUCUUGGACCGAGGAUGGGGAUUCUGUUUGGAUGAUAUACCCCAAAAAAAAGUUCUGAAGUCCCCAGUCAUUGCUCCUGGAGUGAUUUAUGAUGUACAUCACCAGUGCCAGCUUCAGUAUGGUUCCAACGCUACCUUCUGUGAAGAUGUGGAUAAUCUUUGCCAAACACUCUGGUGCUCAGUGAAAGGCUCCUGCCGCUCCAAACUGGAUGCUGCUGCAGAUGGCACUCGAUGUGGAGAAAACAAGUGGUGCCUCUCUGGUGAGUGCAUUACAGUGGGCAAGACUCCAGAAGCAGUCCAUGGUGGAUGGGGUGUUUGGUCAUCCUGGUCCCAUUGCACAAGGACAUGUGGGGCAGGAAUUCAGAGUGCAGAGAGACCAUGCAAUAAUCCAGAACCUCAGUUUGGAGGAGACUACUGCACUGGAGAGAGGAAGCGCUAUCGUGUGUGCAACAUCAGCCCCUGUCACAAGAACAUGCCGACUUUUCGUCAGAUGCAAUGCAGUGAGUUUGAUACGGUUCCCUACCAGAACGAAUUCUACCACUGGGUUCCAGUCUAUAACACAGCUAACCCCUGCGAGCUCCACUGUCGCCCAGUAGAUGGUCAUUUUUCAGAGAAGAUGCUUGAUGCCGUCACCGACGGUACUCCUUGCUUUGAAGGAAGACACAGCCGAGAUAUCUGUAUUAAUGGCAUGUGUAAGACUGUGGGCUGUGACUAUGAGAUAAAUUCCAACGCAACGGAAGACCAGUGUGGAGUUUGCCUGGGAGAUGGCUCUGCUUGUCAUACAGUGAAGAUGAUGUUUAAUCAAAGUGAAGGAUUUGGAUACGUUGAUAUUGGGCUAAUUCCAAAAGGUGCAAGGGGCAUCAAAGUCACAGAAGUGGCAGAGGCUGGAAACUUCCUCGCUGUGCGAGGUGAAGACCCAGAGAAAUACUACCUGAAUGGAGGCUUCAUCAUCCAGUGGAACGGCGAAUACAAAGUGGCAGGAACGAUAUUUCAGUAUGACAGAGCAGGCGAUCUGGAAAACCUGACUGCUGUGGGACCCACCAACGAAUCAGUGUGGAUACAGCUGCUUUUUCAAGAGACUAACCCUGGGAUCAUGUAUGAAUACACUGUGCGUAAAGAGGAAAGCCAUGAGAAUGAGAUUGGAGAGCCUGAGUAUUUUUGGCAGUACGGAGACUGGACAGCCUGCAGUGUUACAUGUGGCAAAGGGGUGCAGCGCCAGGUUGCCCACUGCAUGCGGAAGGGAAGCGGAGCAAUCAAAAACUCUUUCUGUGACCCAGCGACCCAGCCGAACGGACGGCAGAAGAAAUGCUACGAGAAGGACUGUCCGCCCAGGUGGUGGGCAGGAGAAUGGCAGAAAUGUUCCACCACGUGUGGCCCAACGGGACAGAAGAAGCGAGCUGUGCUUUGCAUCCAGACAGUGGGAUCUGAUGAGCAGGCGCUGGCAGUCACUGAGUGCCAGCACCUGCUUAAGCCAAAGACCCAUCUUUCAUGCAACAGGGAUGUCCUGUGCCCUUCUGACUGGACCGUGAGCAACUGGACAGAGUGCACAGUUACUUGUGGUGGUGGAAUAAGGACUCGUAAUGUCACUUGUGCCAAAAAUAAUAAUGAGCCAUGUGAUAUCUCCAAGAAACCAAACUCUAAGGCCCUAUGUGGUCUCCAACAAUGUUCGGCUGCUGGAAGAUUUCUCAUGCCUCCACUGGGACCUAGAAGAGGAAAGAUCCUAAUCAGAAAAACAGCUAUUAAUCCCAAACGGGGUUCUCCUGGCAGAAUACUUACACCCAUGCCAAGUCCAAGGGUCCACACAACAACAGAAACACCCAAGUCUGAAAGCAUAACUGCUUCUUUGCCUAAAUUGUCUACRUUGGGUAGCAUUUCAGAAAAAGAAGGAACAAUCAACAAAACAUUACAAAAUAAUUCUUCUGGAUCAAGUAAUGUUUACAAUUACUCUGGUGCUUUUACUGAAACUAGUUCACACCAAAAUACUACUUCAUGGCCUUUUCGUAAUAGCUCUASUACUGAAAAUAUAAGGCAUGCUGAAAAUGUUACUGAGGGUGAGACAGGUUUUACRGUCAAGAGUGAAGUACCAAGGGGUGAGGACAUUCGCGUCUCCUCAUUUACCAAAGGUCCAGAAAUAACUCCUAGCUAUGAUUACUUGACUGAAGAAUCUGAUGACUUUGAUGUGACAGCAGGAAGCAGUGAGAAACCAACUGAGCUCAUUCACAGCACAGAAUUCGAUCCGGAAAUCAGAACCCAGAGCACAACUCUAGAUACCAGAUCUUGUGUCCUCCAGCACAACAACAUAACUCCUACACUCUCCCCAGCCUCUCUUCACCAUGAGUCUUCUACACUCCUUCCUGACAGUGGAGCACCACAAGGACUGGCAUUUUCAACAACAGCAGACCCCAACAGUCUGCAAGUUGAUGUGCCCGUUGUGGAUGUUACCACCCACGAAGCAACCCUUACAGCGAUGCCCACAACGUUUGCUCAUCUGCUGAGAGACCAGACUGACAACAGAACAGAAAUAAAGUUACGUGACGUUGCAACCAACAGCACGUCGUUGCCACCUCUUGAGCGUGCUCCCAGGAACCAAAGUGGAGCAUCUAAGCAGGUUCUGCCAAGUGUCACAGGAAACAGCCACCUAAUAAUAUCCAACAAUUUGCGUGCUGAGGCCUACUGGAUAGUAGGGAACUGGAGUGAGUGCUCGACCACCUGUGGCCUGGGGACGUUCUGGAGACGCGUGGAGUGUAACAGUAGGGAUGCAUCUGACUGCCAGCGCACCAAAAAGCCUGAUCCUGUGAGAAGAUGUUAUCUCCGCCCUUGUGCAAGCUGGAAAACAGGAAAUUGGAGCAAGUGCUCUGCUAGCUGCAACGGCGGCUUCAAGAUCCGAGAUGUUCAGUGUGUGGAUGUUCGUGAGAAGCGACUUCUCAGGCCUUUUCAUUGCCAGUUACUUGGAUAUAAGCCACAGCUCAGCACUAGCUGUAACAUGGAGCCUUGCUUCCAGUGGCAAGUGGAGCCCUGGGAUGAGUGUUCGAGGACRUGUGGUGGUGGCCAGCAAAAGCGACGUGUCUAUUGCCCAGAAGAAGGCUACUGCGACUGGAUGGAAAGGCCUAAUGCCACUGCACUGUGCAACAUGCARCCUUGUACACAGUGGAUUAACCAGACCUGGGGCUCGUGCUCUGUCUCUUGUGGAGGAGGCGUUCAGCAAAGAACAGUGAAGUGCCUCAAUACAGACAGCAAUGAGACUGAAGACCACCGUCUGUGUGCRGAUAAGCCCAAGCCAACGGAGCAUCAGAAAUGCAAUCUGCAAGAGUGUGAGGAAAGCUCAGGCCUUUCCUGCAGCAAGGAUCAGCUGUCAGCUCAAUUCUGCCAGAGGCUGAGAGGCAUCGGCAAGUGCUCGGUGCCCUCAAUACACACUCGGUGCUGCUUCACGUGUAGCCAUCCCCGAGUUCGGAACAAAGCAAGAUAUUGGAAUCAGCGAGGCCUCAAGCAACAAAAUUACCCUAAAUCUAGAAGAAAAUCGUCUCAAAGCCAAGAAACUAACAAUCAACCUGCUCAACAUUAGCUGUUUUUUAUAUAGUUAAUUUAAACAGGGCUUCUGUUUACAGGUUUCAUGCUUCUUUCUCUUUUGAACCUCCCAGUGUAAAUGGAAUUUGGGGGUCCAGACACAUCCCUUAGGCUUAUCAGUCAUAAUUCAAUACAAAUUUUUCCUUUAAUGGUCCAAAAUUUGUAACGAAACUUGAAAUGUGUCAGCAGUUAGUACUUCUUAGGUAUGCAUAGAGGCUAGAGAGAAGCGUACAAGAAUUUGGGGUUCUUUUUUCUUAAUGAAUGUUUAAUUUGUAUUUUCUCUUUUUUCUGAACCCUCCUUGAAAUGGCAGCACCGAGUACUCAAGAGCAGUCAGUGAGGGCAGCUGGCCGGGCAGGCCCAGGACUGCCCUGGGUGGUCUCUGCUCUGGUCCAGGCACCUCUGUGGUUGCUCACUUCUUUUUUUAUUAUUAUUAUUUUAAUAUUUUUUACUUUUUUUUUAAAGGAAUCAAAGCAAAGUGGCAGUGUUUCUCUAAACUAUGUGCUUGCUUCCAUCCUCAUCUAAAUUUACAAGAGGAAUUUUAUAGCUGAUUAUGAUAUUUAGGCCAAAUCUAAACACCGUGUUUCUUAAAAGGAAAGUUGUUCACUUAAUACUUGACUGAACCUUGAAAGGAUACCUCAGAGAUAUCCAGUCCUGGCCAGUCUUCUCCUGCUGUAAAUGWCUUGUUCCAACUUAAAAGCCCUGCCAAAUCUGGAAUGGUAAAUUCCAGAUAGAUUUUAAGUGGUCAUGGAGCAGCAUUUCAUGGUACUGUAAAAGCAAAGCUAUUUACAUCUACUCUGUUACCCAGGUAGUAAUUGUAAUUCACAGAUGGAGCAGUUGUAUCUACUCCAGAACCUACUAGGAGAGAUGCAAAUCUGGGAGAGACAUUUGGGACCUGGAGUAUCUGCCUAGCUGUGGUCCUCAAUCAUUAGGAGAAUAUGAGCCAGACCAUAGAUAUGUUUUGCUAUUGACGAAAAUGGCAGAACCUUUAGGGAGACCAGACUGGACCCUUGGAAUUGUAGCUGGGCAUUUCAGAAGAGCUGGACCAAGUCUGACGUUCAGAUUCCACUGAAACCCGACAGAGUUGGAUGUGUUGGUCCUUUGGGCUCUUGGAAAAGCUCAGGUUUACUCCCUAGCUACCAGACAAUUUGAGGUUGUAAUACAGAGGAGUGACACGUUUUAUGCAAUUUAGAGUGAGACACAUAGCCGUAAGUAAAAGUGUCACUAUGGAUACAGAGCUAAGACUGGCAAUAAUAAUUUUUCUAGACAGACUUUUAUGAAAGUUAAUAGAAAUGUUUGGACCUAGCUAUAAUGUGUUAAUCUAAUGAAGGCCACAAAGUCUAACUGUCCUUUUUCAUAGACAGGUUUGAGACCUUUGGCUAAGCGUUUACUUCACUUCACUUGAGGUAUCUGUGAGGUCAGGAUAUGCAGCAUGGUAAGGUUAGACUUGUUAACCUCUGUGAUGGCAAUGUAACCUCAGUUAUAGGUGCUGAUAAAAUUUAAAAUCCACUGUUAAAAAUAUGGUGCUAUUAGAUGUUGAGGGUGGCUUACAAUGGUGCAUGUGCAUGCAUGUGUAUGUACAUAACCUGUAUGCACAUACAACAUAAUACAUAUCUAUGGUGUUGCUGGCCAACGCCGGAAAAAAAUACUGCUUUUUAAGUACUGCAUUCUGCUCACAUCCUUCUGAAGUCUGCUGAGCAACAGAAARCAGGUCAGUUCUUAUUCCAUGGGCCUCAGCAAUAUGAAAUACUGUUUUGGGACAGAGGCAUCCCAUUUCUGAUUCAGAAAGUAUCUGGUGGGGCUUUGGUCUCAGGCUCCAAUGUAUGUAGCAGAGCCCAUACAGCUAAGUUUGAAGCGAGGCUCUGAUGGCCAAAUGAUSUAAGUUGGUGGACAGUGCAAAUACAGCUGCUGUUUCCAGAGAUCUCUCUUAGGAUUUGGGCAGGAUGAUGUUAGAUUGACUUUAUAGAGAGCAUCUGUGCUCAGAGGUACCUGCAGCAUUGAUCCACAGCGAACAGUAGAAUUGGGCCACCAGGCAUGUAGACUAAUGA
Nothoprocta perdicaria is the source of this 6905-nucleotide messenger RNA. It is a transcript of the gene ADAMTS12, whose product is annotated as ADAM metallopeptidase with thrombospondin type 1 motif 12. Bases 1 to 4857 code for a protein of 1618 amino acids. NCBI's taxonomy places the organism in Eukaryota, Metazoa, Chordata, Aves, Tinamiformes, Tinamidae. Gene Ontology annotation, cellular component: extracellular matrix. Gene Ontology annotation, molecular function: metalloendopeptidase activity. The transcript is spliced from 23 exons. The record is from RefSeq and is a predicted model, not a curated record. Gene Ontology annotation, biological process: proteolysis; extracellular matrix organization.